Molecule: messenger RNA, 19254 nt
Organism: Pecten maximus
Lineage: Eukaryota; Metazoa; Mollusca; Bivalvia; Pectinida; Pectinidae
Product: vacuolar protein sorting-associated protein 13D-like
Biological process (GO): mitochondrion organization; protein targeting to vacuole; protein retention in Golgi apparatus
Cellular component (GO): extrinsic component of membrane
Molecular function (GO): protein binding
Source: RefSeq, a predicted model, not a curated record
CAGAAGGUCAUGUUGUGCAAACAGAAAAUGGAUUAUUAUUUUGCCGAUUAAUCAUGCGUAGAUACCUUACAUACAUCAGUCAAGCAAGCAUGACGAAAUAUAAAUAUAAGAUAUAUUAAAGACUAAGUAGAACCAAGUACCACCAUGCUUGAAGGUUUAGCAGCAUGGAUACUGAAUACCUAUAUAGGAGAAUAUGUGGAGAAUCUAAAUACCACACAGCUGUCUAUCGGCCUUCUACAAGGUGCUGUGGAACUUGAGAAUCUUCCACUUAAAAAGGAUGCCUUGAAGAGUUUUGAUCUUCCACUACAGGUCAAAUCUGGUUUCAUUGGUAAAAUAACACUACAGAUACCAAUAAGUCGACUCAGAAGUGAGCCAUGGGUUGUCUCGAUCGAAAAGCUGUAUUUGCUAGCUGGGCCUUUGAAACAUUCAGAGUACAAUGAAGAAAAAGUCAAGAAAGCUGAACAGGCCAAGAAGGCUAGCAUGCUGGAAGCUUUAGAAAAAAAAUGGCAGGUGCUGAAAGUUGAGAAGGCAGCAGAAGGGUAUGGUGCCUCCUGGUUCUCCUACGGUACCUCGCUGGCCACCAAUAUACUCGAAAACUUACAGCUGAAAAUAAAAGAUGUACAUAUCCGCUAUGAAGAUGAUGAGCUGAUACCCAAUUGUCCGUUUGCAUUCGGUGUGACCAUUAAAAGUCUGAGUGCACAGAGUACAGAUGAGGAAGGAACCCCUAAGUUUGUGAGUACCAGCCUAGCAGAUAUGGUAUAUAAGCUGGUUGAUCUGCAGAAUUUCUCAUGCUACCUUGAUGCAGAUGCCAAGAUGCUUGGAGAUCUCCCAAUAUCUCAGCUAGCAAAUGCCUUAAACCCUGAUAUGUAUGUGGUCAACUCAACAGGCAAAAUCAAGGACCAUGAAUACAUCCUAGCACCUAUCAGUGCCCAGACACGUUUGAAAAGGAACACAUCUGUCCUACCCUUGCGUUCACCCAGUCUGCCUCGUAUUGCCCUUGAUAUGAAUCUGGAGAAGAUGGCCUUCUGUCUCAGUGAGAGUCAAUAUAGGUGUAUCAUUCAAUGGCUGAAGGAACUGGAGCGAUAUGACCGGCGACUCAAACACAGAAAGUGGCGCCCUCUAGUUGGUGUAAAAAACAAUUGUAAGCUGUGGUGGAACUAUGCCAUUCAGGUCAACCUACACAUUGUCAGUGAGAGAAACAGGCAUCAGACAAAAGCAUUCCUGACACAACGGGUCAAGGAUGUGGUCAAGUACCACCAUGCCUACAUGUCCUUCCUGGCCGGAGAAAUUCUGGAUCUUGACCAUCUGACCCAUAAAAACAAGAUGGAUGAAGAAUGGUCAUUUGAGGAGCUGAAGAUUUUGAGAGAGGUGACCUUUCUACGGGCAAAAAGAGAAGGAAAACUUGAACAGGUGGCUAUUGAGAAAGAGGUGAGUCCUGUGCCAGUGGCUGUGACCCCGAAUGAGAAACCCGAAGAACAGAAGGGAGUGUUACAGCGUUGGUUCCCUGGGUGGGGUGGAUGGUAUGGAACUUCAGACCCUGGAACUGAGGGUGGAGCCACUAAAACAGAUACAACCCAGUCACACGACAAGAAGGAAAACCUGGAUGAUAGCUCUGGAGAACCUCCUACCAAAAUGGCUAAGACUAGAGGGAGCCUAGACAAAACAGAAUCUCAAUUAGAACAAGAGUUGAUGGAUGUUAUACAGGACACCUCAGAGAACAUGACAUUUCUGAAGAAAGAUUCUGUGUUUGCCAAGCUCAAUUUCAGCCUCGACUCGGGCUCAUUUAAGCUCCUCUGUCCAAAUCCUGAUGGAGUAUUAGGUCAAAGGUCAGAUGAUGACCAUCCAUUGGUGACACUUUUGGAGCUAGAGUGUACCACCAUCAAUAUGAUGUUUGAAUCUCGACCGCGAACUCGGGCCAUGAAGUUUGGUGCCAGUGUCUCCGGUCUGUAUCUACGGGACAAAAUGAUCACAAAUGCCAGCUUCCCGAAUAUGAUAUCACCACAGGUUAAGGAUCGCCUAGCAUCCCAUACAAAGUCCCCGAACUCCAGCUUUUCCUUGCCUCCUCUGCGUCUUCCCAAGUCUCCUGAGGGAUCAGCUUCAAGCGUACCUGAAGAUAAAAUAUUUGAGCUGAUGUAUGAAAAGAAUCCUGUUAAUACUAAUGCAAACUAUCGGGUUAUCAUAGAAACCAAACCAUUGGAUAUUGUAUACAAUCCAAGUACUAUAAGGAAAAUCCGGGAAUUUUUCUCCACUAAGAAUAUGGGAACAUCUCGCACCUCACAGCUACGUCUUACUGCUGCUGCCAGACGUCAGUAUGAAUUUCUGAAAGAACAAACUAAAGCAGAACUGAAACAAACUCUGGACCAGAUAUUAGAAGGAGAUGAAAAGUUGCAAGCAAAGAGAUGGGACAUCAAGUUAGACAUUUCUGCCCCACAAAUUAUAGUCCCAGAAAAUCUUGCAGAUGUUGACACUCGGGUAGUUGUUAUAGAUUUGGGACAUCUGCAUGUCUACAACAAAAAGUUGUCCUCUCCUCAACAGCAGGAAGAGAAACCAAUGGAAGACAAUGAUGAUGACUUCCAAACACCCCUGUCAACACCUCCCAAUGAAUUGGAUGGUGAGACAGAAGAGGCCAAACCUGAGUACAUCCCUCUGGACAACAGCUUGUCAGAAUCAUCGUUGUUUGAGAAGCUUUAUGACAAAUACAAUUUGGAGCUGUCAGACCUCCAGGUGAUGGUAGGCAAGAUGACAGAUAACUGGCGUUACACCAGAGGUAGCCGUAGUUCCACCCACCUUCACGUCAUAGACAAACUCAGUCUCAACCUCCAGUUUGAGAGGCGUCUGAUUUAUACACCUGACCCAGAAUGGCCGACAACAACUUUAAGUGGAAACAUGCCUUGUCUCACUCUCCACAUCAAUGAGCAAAAGAUGCUGGCCAUUCACCGGUGUUUGGAUAUAUUGAGUCAGCCCACAUCUGCCUCCUCACCACUCGGUCCUGAUCUGUCAUCCUCUGGAAGUGGCAUAUCCAUGACAGAGUCUGUGUCUGGGGUAGAUAUCAGUUCACACACUGAAAACCUUUCACUUAACACCAGUUCUGCUUCUGAGAAGAAAAUGAGUGACAAGAUGAAGGAGGUGUUGGAGGAUUCACGUCUAAUGCUGGCCAAGUUUACCAUCAAUGCUAUGACACUUGAGGUCCAGAGUAGAGGACGCCCUAUUGUGGAGCUUCAGGUUACAAAGGUGAAUGCCAACCUAACAAAACGUCCCUACGAUACAAAGAUUGGCCUAACAGUACACAGUCUCCUUGUUGUGGAUGCCCUGCAGCCGUAUGGAACAGACUUUGAAUUGCUUGUAGCUUCUCACAAAAAUGUCACACUAGACAGUCGGAGUGGAAGUAUCCGAGGCUCUGAGGCAGUGUCUCCUGGUUCUCCGAUGUCCCCCACUUCCCCACACUCUCCUGUGGAGAGCCUUAAUGAGUCUGCAUCCAGCACCAGUCUAAAGGUGGUACAAGAGGCUAUCUCCAAGACCUUCCAGGCCCUUGUCAAUUCUGGUUCUCAUACUCUUGGACUAAAUAUAGAUGACGACGAGCAGGCUGAAUUGAUACCCAUAGUAGAGGAGGAGGCACUUAUAUCAAUUGACCUUGAACUCAUUAACGAGAAUUCACCAAGUAACACUACAGGGAAGGGAGCUCUACAGAUAGCUACACUGCAGUUCAACAACUUAGAUAUUAUAGGAAACCAGGAGACUAUUGUGGAGCUACUGAGUUUCUGUAAGACCAUCAGCCCAGAGAAGGACUCUUCAUUUUCUAGCUCUUCCACAUCUUUGCCCAGGGCACAGCCAUCUACCGUCACACAGAGUCCCAAUGUCUCUGCAUUGUCAGAUCAGGGGACAAAACCACAUCAGGAAGUGACAGCAGAGUUCCACCGUGUCAGUCUGUUGUUAAUCCACUUGGAGGAUGUCCGAGGGGUCAAACAUGCCCGAAAAGUUGCCACGGCAACAAUGUCAUCAGCUAAAAUACAAGCAACACUUGGGACAGACCUGGACCUGUCCGGGUCCUUAGGAGGUUUCCAUGUGUUGGACAUCACACCGGAUAUACCCCAGUAUCAACAAGUGUUUAGUGUGGGUUACGACUCCAGUGAGGAAAAUACAGCCAUGUCUAUGUCCUGUUACCAACCGAGUGUCAUGUACAAGACUGCUCACGAAUCCAUGUUUGAUGAUGAGCAGGAGUCGGAUGCAAAAGCCUUGUCCUUUCACUAUACACGUGGCAUACAGACAUCCAAAACUGUACAAGAUUUUUCUAUGGAUGUAGAGGAGACAGAUGAUGAGAUAGGACUUGACCAGAAUAUUUCAAAUCUUGAGCUCCAUGUUGCGUCAAUGUCAUACAUCCAUUCUCCUAGGAUACUUCACGAGAUUUCUUUGUGUUUUUCAGAAUUCAAGGAAUACAUGUCAGUUUUUGCACAGUCUAUAAAAACAGCUGCAGCAGAGGUAGCCAUGGAAAUAAUUACCAGUAAGUUGGACACGUCUGUGAUAGGAAGUAAGACUGUGAUAGGGGAUAUCACAUCCCCAGAGGGUAAGAGAAUGUCUGGGGCCUGUUUAAACAAACAGGCUUCUAUGAAUAAACAACACUCAUUUUCAUAUUCAGAGUUAGAUGAACAACCAUCAGACAGUUCUCCAGCAAAAGUGUUACUCAUGAAUAUUCAACUAGCAUCACCUGUGAUAGUGUUUCCUAGGUCUUCAAACAAUCCUCAAGCCUUUGUUGCCCAGCUUGGACAAAUAUCCAUCAACAACAGGGAUUUAUCUACAGAAGAGCAGGAUGAGGAUGAGACUGCAGGGAUCAACCGGAACAGAAUGCUGAUGGAAAUGCGAGAUAUGAAUCUGUGUUCGGUUGAUCUGGAUAAUGACCUGCCUAAAGGCUUGUCUGUGUCUCAGUGUGACAAAAGCUUCAUGGAGUCUUUAGACCAGUUUGGUAUAGCAAUAAUACACAACACUACGGUACAAUUGGUUGUGGACUACAUCCAGCCUGGGCCAGUGAAUGUUCUUCCUCAGGAAGACACAAACUCAGCUGGUUGGUGUUUUGGUGAGGAUAUGUUUGAGGAAGAAGGCCAAAAAAAUAUUCCGAAAGUGGAAGAAAUAAGCAACAUUUUGAACAUAUCUGCAAAAAUUGCUACACCUCUAAAAGUGGAAUUGUCUAAAGCUGUAUAUGAACAACUUCUUCAGACUAUUGAUAACAUGACCUACAGUGUUCACUUGGCAAAAGAACAGUCUUCCAGUAAUGUAGGGGGGCAGUUUGGCAGUCCAAAAACCAGUGAAGAUCAAGAAUCCAAGAUUUCAGACUUGUCUGACAAGGAAACUUUACCUAAGACAUCUUUUACAAGGAUAAUAUCACAAACCCCGGAAAAACUAACAACAAAGCAAGUUCAAUUUGAAGUGCCUGUGUUUAAUGUAGAAAUGAAAGGUGACUUUGGUGAAGGGGAGAAGGGGCUUGUGGAUUUGAAAUUGAAUAAUUUCUUGUUGAAAUAUGAAAAAAGUACAAGUUAUUGUUCCAAUGUCAAUGUCCACUUGAAGUCAUUGACAGUUGAGGACUUGCUAGAAAACCCAGACUCACCUCAUAGGUACCUGAUCCUAUCCCGAUCUGCCUCAGACAAGGACGACAAGAGUAGGGACCCGAAACAGUUCCUGUCCAGGUCUUGUCCGGACAGUAUGAUCAUAGCUCCCACUCCAAUUAUGCCCCGUUCCCUUCCAUCCAGUUUUCACCAAGAGUUACCUCCACACACAAUGCUGUCACCCUCAGUCGAACAAGUUCCGGAGCCCUUAGGAAUACUGAGGAAGUCCAAGUCGUCAGCUAUACAUGUACCUUUAAAAGCUGGUUUGUAUCCCAAGACUCCACCUCCUUCACCACAGUUGUCAAGGAAACAGUCAUUGUGUGACACUCGAGAUGACACCCUAGUACACAUAAGUUUGCUUCUGGUGGACAAGCACUCUCCAGAGUAUGUCUCCAAAUUUGAUAAGACCAACAGGUUUGUAGAUGUAGACUUCAAUUGCCUGGAAGCUAACAUCAAUCAGCAGACAUGGGUGGUUCUUCUCGACUUUCUUGGACUCGGUGCAAAGGUCCAUGAUGUCAGUGUGUCCGAGCCCAGUACUCCCAGUACCAAGGAGCAAGAUGUCAUGUCGAGUAAAGAGCCAGAACAAGUGUUUGUGAACUCUGUGAUAAAUCUGAAGGUAAAGAGCCUAAGUCUGAUGUUUAACAAACCUGAGUAUGAACUGGCACGAGCAAACAUUUCUGAGUGGUCGUCUCACAUCCAGGUGAGAGAAGGCAACUUCAGUAUGUCAGGGCAGCUAGGCAACAUCUCUCUACGAGACUGCUCUCCACAUGGUGCCCUCUAUAGGGAGCGCUUCAUCACUGUAGGAAAACAGGCACUUGUGUUUGACUUCUUCAAGUAUGGCCUACCUGAUCCAAACUUGGAGAGAGCUGAAGAUGUUUCACUGAAGUUACGCAUGGCCUCAGUGCGAUACACACACACAAACCACUUCCAGAUGGAAUUUGUAGCUUUCAUACAAAACUUCCUUCAGCUUCAGGACAUCCUCGGACAAAUGAGAGCAGCAUCUGCUGGUAAAAAGGUAGCAGACAAGGCUAGUAGAGGUGCUCGUGUUUCCCUGGACAUAGAGGCCAACGCACCUAUCAUACUAAUUCCCCACAGCUCCAAGUCCACCGACAUCCUGGUGAUGAAUCUUGGAAAUCUCACUGUAAAUAACAGCUUUGUGUAUGAUGGUGACAAGGGUACAUUAUCAUCAGGAACUGUUAAAAGAGAACAAAAUGUUGACACAACACAGACAAACUCUCAACCUGCGACCAGCUCAAAGUCUGCCACAACAGCUUCUACUCCCAGUAGUGAAUCCCCUCACUCAGAGACACAUGUGAUGACACAGAGUUUGUUUGAUGAAUUUAACCCUCCCCAACAAAGCACACUUGAUCCUAUGACAGCUGGUGUUUACGGGAGUCUGGGUGGAGAUAUUCAUGAUGACACAAUGCAGAGUGGUCAAAGCUCCUUGGAAUCCUAUGACCCGACAGACCUGUCUCCUCCAGACUCCUCACCAGAUCUAACGCCGGAGGAAUCUAGUGUAGAUGCAUUCUCGCCCUCAUCUAGCAUGAGUAUCUCCUCUCCUGUUAUGAUGCUGGACAAUCCAUUCACCAGAAGCUUGGGAUUGAAUCUGGAAAACACACUGAGUGUAGGAUCUGCCAGUAGCUGUACAGAACUGACAUCUGCUGAGUACCUUACACCAGCCUGUAGUAGUGGAGGAGACUUCCUCGAAAGUCCUCGUCACAACUGCCUUCUAGACAUGCUCGCUGUGGAGCUGGCAGACAUGGAUCUGUUUUCUGCUGAGAGGGUGGAGAAAUCCUCACAUGUUACAGUGGAUUGGAAUCAAGAUCUGGAAUUCACAGAUUGUGUAAUCAAGCGACAGGGGGCUAGGGCUCUCAAAGAGAAGAUUCUCUUGAAGCUUCACAUUGAGAGGAACUUGGAAAACCUUGUGAGUCACUCAGCACCAGACUGGCAGAUACAGGGAGCUCUGUCAUCCGUUCAUUGCUCACUUGAUUUAGUUCAGUACAAGCUCAUCCGUGGAAUCCUGGAACACAAUCUUGGCGAGAAACUGGAGGAGUUCAAACGACCAAUGAUGUCACAUCUUCAGGAUCCUAAGAUUGAGACUGUCCUGUCUGGUAAAGUUUGGAAGGGAAUGUCGAUGACGAUUGACCUUAACAAUGUGACCUUGGAACUGCUGAUGUGUCAUAGUGGAAAGGGGGAUGAUUGUCCAGAGUCUUCAGUGGCCAGACUGGACUUCAUCUCCUCUACUUUCUCCUUCGACAGCUAUUCUGAUCAGUCUAAGGAUGUGGACUUAGUAUCCCACGAGAUUGUGGCCUAUGAUACCAGAUACAGAGAUGCUCCAGUCAAUGUCCGUCCUAAUGUAUUUGAGAAGAUCCUGCAGAAUGGCCAGAAACCAGGCAGUACCAGUACCAGUCUCCAAAUAGAGCUUCAUUACCGGGCAACCAAGGAAUCAAACCACUUCUCAGUCCUUCUUCAUAACAUGAAGCUAAUGUGUGUGUUUGAUUGGUUCCUGUCCUUACAGGAGUUUCUACUCACCAAACCAGAGGAUCCUUUCGCUUCAGAGAGAGAAGCAUGUGACGUGGAGAGACAGAACUCCUCGGGAGCAUCAGAGGAAGAACAGGCUUCAGACUCAAUGUCCACUGGAUCCCGUGCCUACAGUCCCCUCACAGUCUCCCAGGGAAUCAUGACCAAGCGUGGGCCCAUCGUGGAACAGCUGGAGGUGCCUUUUGAAUUUAAACUCAAUGUGACAGAUACCCAGUUUGUUGUGGUAGAGGACAGUACAUCAUGGGACACCAAUGCUGUCAUACUGAAGAGUACAGCUGUGCUGAGUUACCGCCCUAAGGCCCAGGACAAGCUGAUGUCAUGUAGCCUGCAGAGUAUCGAGGUGUUCUCCUGUUCACUGGUCAAUGAGGAGGAAACUGCUUUGUCCAUCAUUGAUCCUCUCACUAUCACUAUAGACCUCAAUGCCAACCCCCUUCCAGAGCCUAAACCCAGCUCUCCGGGUGGGCUACAGGAUGCAGCCCCACCCCCGGACAGGGCUCUUGUACUUGAGGUUUCUUUCAAUACGAUGAACAUCCGGUUGUCCUACCAUGAUAUGAAGAUGUUUCUGGCUAUAUUAAACUCUUUACCUAAACAAGCACUUCAGGCCAAGAACAGGGAUUCACAGAAGACCUCCAACAAGUACCCCAGACACCAGAUCCAGAAACUACAGGAACUUGGAUUUAGCAAGGAGGACUGUCAGAAAGCGUGGUCUGCUGUAGAUGGAGACAUGAAUGAUGCUGCUGUGUGGUUAACUAAACACUGUACACCAUUUCCAGCUCCACCCCCGGGGCAACAAAAUCUAGACCUCACAGGUGUCAAGCUGAAUGCUAAUUGUCUCUGCCUCUGCUUCAUUGAUGAUUGCCGAGACUCAGAUGUGCCAUUGGGUGAAAUAGCAUUCAGUUCCAUCAACUUCCAUCAGAGGCUUGGUCCAGUCCAUGAGGGUACAGCAUCCUUCCAACUGACUGGUGACUUCUACAAUCGAGCUCUGUCAGGCUGGGAACCCUUUCUAGAGCAGUGGAGGUGCCAUUUGGAGUGGAAAAAAUAUGUUAAGAAUAAUGAAGAAAAGACACAUUUCCAGAUCAAUGCCCAAGAUGUGUUGAAUAUCAACAUCACCAGUGCAUUACUGGAACAGUACAGGAAAACCAAGCUCACCUGGACAGAGGAUUACUAUAAACAUAUGCCAACAAACAUCCCCCAGACCGACGGAUCACCACAGGAUCCUGUGCCCACUGCUAGCCAGAGGCGCCGAAUACCAUUUGUGCCAUUCCUAAUCCACAACCAGACUGGUUGUCCCCUCUGGUUCCACACCGUUACAACAAACCCCUCCAAGACAAGCCGACUCACUGGUCCAAAGGAAGGACAUACGACUGGCAGUGCCUACAUCAAUGCCUCCAAGUGGACAAAGGUUAAACCAGGGCAACAAAUGUCAUUUGUGUUUCACAGAAAGGAGAAAAUCAGACACAAGAAAACUCACGAAUUACAGAUCAACCAGCUUGGAGUGAAGGUGGAGGGCUGGCACCGAGUGACCCCAGUCACUGUGGACAAGGUGGGCGUGUACUUCAGACAUGCUGAACCUGACAGGAAGUCUGCCACAGGACUGUCAGGGUUGACUUUUGAGUCAAGUCACGACCCUGCAAAGCAGCAGAUUGCGCGAAUAGUGUUUGAUGUGCAUCAGGAAGGAAGUGCCAGAAAAGUCAUCACAGUUCGAUCAGGCCUCAUGGUCAUCAACAAGCUUGACCGUACUGUCGACCUUAAGAUGAUGCUUGGAACACAGUUUGAAGGAAAUGUUGAGAUCUUGCCGAUACCCCCUGGGGACAGUGUGCCCAUUCCCCUACCUUAUAUUAUGUCACAGCUUUACAUGAAGCCCUGUGAUUCAUCAGUGAAGUUUUGUAAGCAGCCAAUCCAGUGGCAGCAUGUUGGCCUAGCCGGACAGAUUAAAGAUAAGAUUAUGAAGUGUGAGACUUCUGAUGCUGUUGAAACAUACAGGUUCUGUGCAGCAGUGAAGAGAGAACACUACCCAGAACAGAACUUUACACAGGAAGUACCGGUACUGCCUGGUCAUGUGAUCACGCUGAAACCUCCCGUCAUCAUACACAGCCUGUUGCCAAUUGACCUCAACUAUUACCUAAAGGACACAGAGAUAUCAGGCACAGUCAAACCUGGCAAGAGUGCUGCUUUACAUGCGGCUGACCCAAGUCAAGCUAUGGAGUUAGGGAUCUUCUUGGAAAAUUUCUCUAAUUGCUCGGAGCUGAUUGUUCCCCCUGACACGACUUACUACAAGGUCAAACUGAGGUUGUUUGACUGUAAGAAACGGAAGUUAGAGCUGUUUGUACGAAUUGUGUCCCGAAAAGGUGGCUGUGUCAAUCUGUACAUCAUGGCGGCCUACUGGUUGGUGAACAAGUCUGGACUGCCUCUGAUCUUUCGUCAGGAGAGCAGUAAGAUUGACUCGGCAGGACAGUUUGAGGAACAUGAACUUGCUCGCAGUGUUACUCCAUUGCUGUUCAGCUACCACGAAAAAGAGCUGUCAAAUCUGUGUACAAUGAGAGUUGGGAAGUCAGUUCAUGGACCAAAUGCCAUACCUAACUGGUGUCACCGAUUUUCUUUGGAGAGUGGUACUGGUAUGCGGAAGCUGUACGUGGUGCCGAAAGAACAGAAUCGUCCCGAUUGGUUAGUAGAGCUACAACAUCAGACCAAACGCAGGUUUACCAUUGCUAUCUCUAAUGCACUCCAGGUUUACAACAUAGGUAUAGAGGUUAGACAGGGAAAGGGAAAAUACCGAGACACAAACAUUGUGACCUUCGCCCCAAGGUUUGAAAUUGACAAUCAAUCCAGCCACAAUUUGGCUCUAGUACAGAGGCAUAUUAGCAGAAGGGAGACAUUAACAAGAAGUAUUGAUGGUCACCUGACUGCUUUACCCGGGUGUAAGCUGCCAUUUCAUUGGCCGAGACUGGACCUUGACCAGCUGUUGUGUGUACGGCUGAUGGAUGUGCCCCAGUGUAGGUGGUCCGGUGGAUUUAGGAUAGACCGCAUUGACUCCUUCCACAUCAACAUGAGAACCACAGAUGACGUAUCACACUUAUUAAAGGUGGAGGUAGUUAUGCAGGGGUCAACUUUUUUCAUUGUGUUCGGUGAUGCUGAAGAGAUGCCACCACCCUUCAGAAUAGACAACAAAGCAGAAGUGCCGAUCAAGUACUACCAGACAGGCAUAGAAGAUGUCACUCUUAUGUCCAACAUAAAGCCACACACCUCGGUGGCCUAUGGAUGGGACGAGCCAACAUUGGCCCCGUCUAUCUCACUGAAUGUACAGGGAGGAACAAGUGCUACUUAUGACAUGAACAAACUGGUGGAGGGAGAAAAGCUGUACUACCAAAACUUUAUCUACCUUGCUGCUACUGCCUCCUUUAACCGGACUGUUCUUGAUGAGAACAAGCAAGACUUGGUACUAGAUUGUAUUCAUGAAAGCCACAUCGUGUUCAGGAAAAAGGAAAAUGGGAAGCGGUCACAGCUCUGGCGUAUGACUACCAAAGGAAUGUUGGAGCACGAGGGUUCCAUGCCUCCUCGUGAUCCUCGUAAACAGGGGACAUCAUCCAAUCGCCUGGUUCUGGAUAUUGCAGGUAUCGCCCGACAGCCAGGCAAAAUGGAGCUGCUUACUUUGAGGAAGAUAGAUGAACGUAGGAAGUCCACACAGAAAUGGUCCUUCAAGGAUGGGAAGCUGUGCUGUGGAAGUGGUGUGCUCUGUGUUCAGGCCCUUGGAGAUUUCCUUCAGGAUGGUGCUGUAGGAGUGCUUGGUCCUAGUCCGCCGUCCAGCUCAGUCCCCAUACAGGCCCAGAUGUCCAGUCAGCGCCUCCACCCUGGAUCAGGCCACCUCUCAGUCAGGGUCAUGAUGGAUGGUCCAAUCAGAGUGCUGGAAAUUACAGACACCCAGAAAAAGCAGCAGGUUGUGCAACAGAGGAGUUCAGUAGAUGAGGAUGGAUGGGAAGUAUAUGAUAUCGGUGAGAAUGAUGAUAAACGAGGAAAGACCAAGGACCAUAUUGGACCAAAAACCAGUCUUGAGCUGUCCAUGAAUCUGAAGGGUGGAUUAGGGAUUUCACUGGUGAACAAGAAUGCAGAGGAGCUACUGUACAUCUCUAUGAGGAAUAUUAUUAUAGACUACUGCUCAAUGCCCUCCAGUAUCAUGAUGGACAUCAGUGUGGCCAGUGUUCAGAUGGACAACCAGUUGUUUGGUACCCAGCGCCCAGUGAUGCUCUUUGUGACACCGACCUCCAAACAGGAGGGGCCUGACAAAAAUUACGCCCUACACAUGGCUGUACACAAGAUACCUAACACCAAGUGGAACGCAGACAUCUACAAGCAUUUGUUUAUCACAAUGAAGAAGAUGAGUGUUCAGCUUGAGGAACGCCUGCUUUGGAAAAUUAUCCAGUUUAUUGGAUCUGACAAUGCAGACACAGUCGAGGAAAGGGUGGAUCAAAAAUCAGACCAGAAGGAAUUUGAUACCAGAAAAGCAUUGGUAGCCGCUACAUCUGUGAAGUCAAAACGUUACUAUUUUGGGACCCUAAAGAUCAACACGAGUCGCUUGAGCCUCAGUAUGGUGACAGCUAAUAAAUUGUCCUUAGAUCUCCAGCACAUCAAAAAUGCCACCUCAAUCCCGCUUGUCAAGUUUGAGGAUGCCAAAGUUGAUUUGGAUCCCUUUGUCAGACACCAUCCAUUUGAAACCAUGGAUUUCCUGACUCGGGAACUAAUGAUCCACUACACCAACGAAUUAAAAAGUCAAGCUGCCAAGAUCCUUGGUUCUGUCGACUUCCUUGGCAAUCCGCUGGGACUGUUCAAUGAUGUCACUGAGGGUAUAUCUGGACUGAUCAAGGAUGGAAAUGUUGGUGGACUGCUGAAAAAUGUCACCCAUGGCGUUUCCAACUCUGCAGCGAAGUUUGUAACAUCCCUAUCCGAUGGUGUUGGGACACUCAACAUGGACACAAAACACAAUGAUACCCGUGACCAGAUCCGAACACACAGUGGAGGUGGGGGCAGCCAUCUUGUGGCUGGCAUCAAAGGAUUUGGGUACGGUCUGUAUGGAGGACUAACCAGUAUCGUCACUCAGACAUAUGAAGGUGUAAAGGAGGAAGGAGUUGAGGGUCUAUUCACAGGCUUUGGUAAGGGUAUGAUAGGCACAGUAACAAAACCAGUAGCAGGAGUCCUCGAUCUUGCAUCGGGUGCAGCAAAUGCUGUGAAGGACACAAGCAGCAGUAGUUCCCACAAAUGUCCUGAUCGUGUGCGAUGGCCACGCUGUUGUCAUGGUCCUGGUGGCCUGCUGCCAUCUUACUCUGACCUUCAGGCAAGGUCACAAGAACUCAUGUACAAGUUCAACAAGAACAAACAGGAUGAAUUUUUUAUCGCAUUAGAGAAGGUACGGUCUGGAAUGGAGGAAGGUUUGAAGGCUCUCAUCACGAGUAAACAUGUGUAUUUCCUGAGGAAGGGAAGUUUACACCCAGACAACAUCAUACUGCAAGUCUCGCACAGAGAAAUUGUAGAGUGUAAAAUCACAGAGAACAAUGACAGAUAUUACAUUGAGCUUUUCAAGCAGGGUGAUGAUGGUAGUGACAAGUCGACUGGGGCAGCAUAUAAACGACCCCAGAUCCGCUGUGAAAAAAGACACAUGGCUCAGAGGGUCUCUCAACAAAUUAACUAUGCCAGAAACUUAUACGAUGAACAACGACACACAUUAUCUGAGGGAGAGAGAGGAGAGGAGGAGGACUAAUCAGUUGAUAGCUGACUAUCAGUAUACUAAGAUUAAGACAUGGUAGGAAAUCAUUGACAGGAUCCAGCAUUGAGAAUCCUGAACAGAUAAGGACAUGCUAUAUUGACAAGGAUAUCAGAGGAGGAAACAACUACUGUUAGUGAGAUAUUGUUAUAAAUUAGGAACAAUUAAUUCAGAACAUGUCGAAUAAUGAAUUUUUUUCCCUCGAAAGUCAAAGAAUUAUUUUGAGGAUAAAGGAGUUACAAUGACAAUAUUGUUUAAUAUGAAGUAGAAUUAAUUUCGAUUUUGGAGGGUUAGUGGAAACAAUGAUACAGCAUAAUAGGAAUUAUAUUUGUGAAGUGAUAAGGUAAAAAUAUGGAGAGGGAUGAUAAGCAUUUAUAUGUACUGUUAAGGUGCCAAAUGUGAUAUUUUAAUAAUGGCUUGUACAUCGAAUGAGAUGUAUGGUUAGUGAGUUUUAUUGUGAUUGAUGUCGACUAGACAUACUUUAGAUGAACAACUAGUUAUAACUUGGACCAAUAUCUGUGUUACAGUUGAUGUCUUAUCAUUUGUAUGAUUUUGUGAUAAAUUUGUCUAACUCUGUAUUAAGUGUGCCAAGUUUUGCCAGAUGUCCUACUAUGUGUGAAGAAAUGAAUGGAUGCAUUCAAAUUUUCUCUUUCUGUUUCACUGAAAUUCUUGGAUUUUAUUGGACGAUAACAUAAAUUGUAUUUGACAAAAUCUAUGUGCUGUUCACUGUCGAUUCCCCUAGUUCCCACCGAUGUGUACGGACCAUUGAAGAAUAUGAAACAAUAUUAAAAUGACGUUAUAUAGCUUCCCAAUGUUAUAAUCAAAGCAUUUCUAUUCAAGUAACUACCAUUAUGUAUAUAUUUGUAAGAGUUGCAUGUGUGCUAACUUCUAUUGGUGAACAGACAUUCACUUUAAUGUAAAACUAUGUGCUAGAGGGUUUAUGGUCACAUGAAUGACAUAAGUAGAUUGUAUUGAUGCUAGAACAUUUAUGGACACAUGAGUGACAUGGUGUAAUUCUUUGUAUUGUGUGAUGAACAACUAUUGGUGCAUAAUAUUACAGAUUAGCUGUUAGAUUUUAUUUUAGUUUGACAAGAGUAUAUGACAAUACAUAAUCCCAUUCCUUCAUUCUUUAAUGUAUCACUACCUACAUUAUAGGCCAUCCAUUACACGAUCCAGAUGUAUUACACACAGCUAUGCUUUGUGCCUCCUCCUACCAAUUGGUCCAUAAUAAAAACAUGACUUGACAUUUAGUUAUUUUAUCAUACCUAUUUUACAUUAGUUUGAAACAAAUUCCCAAUCAUAUCACCUGUAUAUGUGUUUUAUAUUACACAUAUACAGGCCCUGGAGAAGGGAAAUUGUGCAAAGUCCCUGUGUUUGCAACAUAACUAUAGUUGCUUUUGCAGGGUGUGGUUUUUUUUUGGUUUUUUUUUUAAUAUAUACUGGUCUUAAUUAACAAUAAAUAAUCAAUUUCACAAAAGCUGUCUUGGGGCCAUUUUCGUUUUUACGGUCCAAACUGUUGGACCAGUGUUGUUCCUUUAUGAAAUAAAGACGGACCUGGUGAUUUUAUAUUGUAGUAGGGACAAACACCUGUUUGUAGGUAUAAUUCAAAGAUUCAAGGACAAGCCAUCGUGAAUCAUGUAAACACAUUAAUACAUACAUAUAUAUGAUAUUUAUUAAAUGUAUACAAGCUUUGACAGUUGCAAUUAGUUAUAUUUCUACCUUCACUGGUUGUGUCUAGCUUUCUUUUAAAUUAUAUUUUGUAAAAAAAAAAACUAUUUUUAUUACCUACCUUGGGCAUUUUUUGGGUUGCUGCAGAUCUACAACUACAAUGUACUAAGAUUCAGUGACAAUUGAUCUUUCCUUUGUAAUCUCUAAUAGAUCAAAAUAAAGAAUUAUAUUUUCACUAUUAUAAUUAAUGAACUAACAUUUUGUCUAUUUUUCUCUCCUUGGACGUUGCCUAAAAUCCUGCUGAUGUUGUUUAUUUAUGUAUAUAUAGACCUUUCCUUUGGCAGCUUUUGUAGAUUUUAACUCUGCUGGUUUUCCACUUUCUGCUUCACUUUUUAUAAGAAUAUUACCUUAAGUAUUUCUCAGUGCCCAUAAUGAACAUAUUCUUUGUUUUUAACUGUUAUUUUAAAAGUAUUGUCAACAAUAUGAAUCUACUGCAUCUUUUCCUAUAUUUGAAAACUUUCUGUUUCAGUUCAGUUUUAGUUCUACAUGUAUAAUGCCAUGCACGUGCACAUUGUCGAUUUUUCAUUUGCCAAUUUUUUCAUUCAAUCACAUUAUAUCAUUGUAAAUUCCAUUAGUAUUUAAUAAGAAAGUAAUUUUCUUGAGAUAGAUAUAUAUUUUGUAUUGCCUAGUGAUCACUGUUUUAACUAAACGUUCUUCUGCUACUUCUGAACUGUGUCUUACCAAGUAAUUAUGAUAUCAUUUAGUACACUUCAGUGUAUAGGAGUAUUUUAUGUAUUAUGUAGGUAAUUUAAUUACAAGAAUGAUCAAGUAUAGUCAUACAUAGAUGAAAUCAAGCAAAUCCAAAUAUAUAGUUUAUUAUCUGUAGAGUACUGUAACCUGCAAAAUAUAAUAUAUAAUUAUGAAAACAAAUCACCAAACCAGUGCUUUGAUACUCACUGGAAUGUGUCAUAAAGUGUUGAAUGUAUUAACAAUUUAAGUUUCUUUCCAAGAUCUAGUCUUUGUAUUUUUGUUUUAGUUUCAAUUGACAAUUGGACAUGGGUUAUAUAAAUAAUUAAGUCUGAAAUUAAAACUUGUAUCUGACCCAGAUUUGACCAGUCUUCUCCUUUAAAGUUUUUAUAUUUGUAGUUAGUAUACAGAUUACACACUUUAAUGCAUGACCAUGAAACCAUUAACUUGUUACUAGUAUUAAGGAUCAUUUCCUACUAGCUAUAUUCAUUAACAAAUGACAGGACAUAUCUCAGUUUGGUGAACAUGUUUCUGUAUGUCUGUUCGGCAACACUAUGCUUCAUAACUUUCAAUUUUGAUGAAACUUUGCCAUUUUGUAAAAUAUACAAACAAAAACAAAAUCAGAAGAUUUACAGUGAUUUAAUUAUGAAUAGUCUUAUGCAGUAACUGAAAUAAAUUGUGCAUUCGGAUUUGGUGAAUUCUCUUUAAUAAUCUAAACAAAGGUAAUGGCUAUAUAAGUUCCAAGUUGAGAAAAUAUUUGACCCCUAAAAUAUGUUACUGUAAAAUUGAAUUGAUUUUUGAGGUGCAUUAAACCAAUCUGAAGAUCCCUUUAUCAUUAUAUUGACUAGUUGUUGCUCUUCUAGAACAUUAAAAUCUUUUAUUAUUUUUUUUUUUAAUACAUCAUCAUAUUGAUUGGUCAGGUUUUUAUUUCCCAACACCAAUCACAUAGCUUGUGAUAUUGUAUGCCUUCGAUUUUGACAUAAACAUGUGACAUAAUCCAAGGGGUGAAAAGGAGAGAAAGUGAACAUAACCUUCAAGUAUUGAGGAUGGUACACUAUAUCUCCUUCCUGUUCCUAAGAUCAAGAUAUACUGAUGUCAUAAAAUAAGAGUAGAUAUAUUUUAAAAUUAGAAUAUAAUUUAUUUUAAGUGUUGAAGAUUACUCUAUGAAAGAAAAGUAUUUUGAACUUUUAUAAUUCAACUUUCCUUCCUUGCUAGUUGAAAACAACAUAGUAUCUAUGAAAAGUCAUGUAUAAGCAUCAAACUCUUGCUGUCUGUUCAUAAAUACAUUCCCUGAAGUCGCCAAUGUAUUGGACUCUCUACCAAUACACUAGACAUUUUCCAUGGUAUCAUGUCAUGUGUGUAAAGUAUAGUGAAUAAAUUACAUUCUGUAUACAUUGUGAUAAAUAAAUAGUAAAAAUUGUUGCAAAUGGUUAUGUAUAUUCCUCUGCUUGUAUGUAAUUGUGUAUCGUUAUGUUAUAUGUGUGCAAAGAAUGAUAUGAUUUCUGUUAAUUUCAUAGUACAUUGCAAUUGUAUGUUUGUAUAAUCAUUAAACCAUGUGUCCAUUUAAACAAUAUAUCAUCUAUGUCUUUAUCACUGUACUGCACUAGUCCAACUAGCCAAGUCUUCCUAUCUUGCAAUACUUCACAACCACAUCAAAUAUUGCUUUUUUGUACUUGUUUCAUUUCUGACAGAUUUUAAUUUUUACUAGAAAUGUUAAUUUUCUUGUCUUUGUUGAAAGUUUGUGUUUUCAUUACAAGGAAAUUUGCUCAGAAACUGUGUUCAUUUUAAAGCAUUUUGUUGUGUAUACUGAAGUUUUGUGUAUAUGGAUAUAUGAAAACCCUUUCUCUGCAAAUACGCAUUCAGUACCAGGUAUGCCACUGCUAGAUUGUCAUAUUAUAAAAUCAUAUAAUGGAAAAAAAACUUUCACAAAUUAAUCCCACCAGUAUUAGACAAUCCUAAUGAUUUAUUUGAGAUUUUUUUUUCAAUCAAUAUUGUCCCAAGCUUGUUAAGUCUACAUGAGAACCUUUUUAAUUUGGCCAUAUUUCUUAAAAAAUCUUCACUUUUAAAAACAUUAUGUUGAUAUUUUUGUGAACUAGUUUUUAAUUUUACAAUAACUUUAAUUUGAGACUCAUUACUUUGUCAUAAAGUGUCUUAAUUAUUUUCAAUUAUAUAUCAUGAUUGAUUUUAUACCUAGCAGGAACAAGUUUGUCCAGCAGGGAUUACUCAAUAUUUCAGGAACCAUCCUAUCUGUAUUUGAAACCUCAUAACUCUUAAACCAUGGGUUGAAUUUCUCUUAGUUUGCCAUGAUGAAGGUACAUCAUAAUUAUGUAUUAGUGUAUGGAGAAAAAAAAUUACAAUUCAGUAGUUUUUGCCGGAGUUAUGGCCCUGACACUUACAGCUAUAUGUAGUUAAGCAUGGAGGGCUUUGCAAUUCAAUAAUAUCUAUUGGAGUUAUUGCCCUUUAAAUUCAGAAUUUUAGCUCCAGAAUCCAUGUACACUACGCAUAGGACAGAAAAUGUACCUCAUACAACACAUUCGGCCAAAGUUAUCAAAAUUGAAAAGUCAUGUACAGGUGUGCAUGUUUUGAAAGAAUCUUCAGUAAGUUGAUGUCAGGUAAAAAUAUUUUGAAAAAGACAUUAAGCUGAGGGUUCAUGUUUCUAAUUGACAUUUUUCUUGCCGUCACAGAAUUUGAUAAUGGAAAACAUUAAAUUAACUAGUGAGUGUUAGACCAAGAUUUCAAAGGUUCUUUUAUUCUACCACUCCUGUCCAACACCUGUCGGGAGUUUAUGUCCGUGUCAUUUUGUUAUUAGCACACGCACAUAAACCGUAUUUGUGCCGUCUUGUAUGCAAAAUACCAUAACUGUGAUUCAUGGAUUUGUCUGUUUAUCAAUUGUGAAUCAGAUUUUAAUUUAAAUGUGGAUUGUUAUUAAAUGACAAGGGUAUAUCAACUAAA